Molecule: messenger RNA, 7236 nt
Organism: Nycticebus coucang (slow loris)
Lineage: Eukaryota; Metazoa; Chordata; Mammalia; Primates; Lorisidae
Gene: CREB3L2
Product: cAMP responsive element binding protein 3 like 2
Exons: 12
Coding region: 358-1920 (520 amino acids)
Biological process (GO): regulation of transcription by RNA polymerase II
Molecular function (GO): DNA-binding transcription factor activity, RNA polymerase II-specific; cAMP response element binding
Source: RefSeq, a predicted model, not a curated record
GAGCCCUAGGGAGUCUCAAAGUUUGCGUCUAGAUCGGUAGUGUAAAGUGGGCUAUUGCGAAGGAAGUUUCCUGGGAUGAGAGCUGAUCGCCUGCUUUCCUUUUGAAUGCACAUCCCGCUUUAAUCCCUGAAGCCUUCGGUCCGAGGCCUGGACGGCCUGUGUACCCCGGCGAUUCUCAAACCUCCCAGGACGCCGGACGGGCGCCCGCGGCCCUUCUCUCUCUCCAACAGAGGAGGAAAGGUUUUCCUUCCUAAGUGCACACACCACACACUCACGCACACACACGCACACGGACAGAGAGCAACCUCGCGGUCCCCUCCUGCCCUCCGCAUCCUCGCCCCGCGCGGCUCGGCCACCAUGGAGGUGCUGGAGAGCGGGGAGCAGAGCGUCCUGCAGUGGGACCGCAAGCUGAGCGAGCUGUCAGAGCCCGGGGACAGCGAGGCCCUCCUGUACCAGACGCACUUCUCAGAACUUCUGGAUGAGUUCUCCCAGAAUGUCUUGGGUCAGCUCCUCAAUGACCCUUUCCUCUCUGAGAAGAGCGUGUCGAUGGAGGUGGAGCCAUCCCCCACAUCCCCAGCGCCUCUCAUCCAGGCUGAGCACAGCUACUCCCUGUGCGAGGAACCUCGGGCCCAGUCACCAUUGACCCAGGUCACCACCAGUGACAGCUUCAACGAUGAUGAAGCAGAAAGUGAGAAAUGGUACCUGUCUACAGAUUUUCCUUCGGCCACCAUCAAGACAGAGCCUAUUACAGACGAGCCACCCCCAGGACUUGUUCCCUCUGUCACUCUGACCAUUACAGCCAUCUCUACCCCUUUCGAGAAGGACGAACCUCCUCUGGAAAUGAAUACUGGGGUCGAUUCCUCAUGCCAGACCAUUAUUCCUAAGAUUAAGCUGGAGCCUCAUGAAGUAGAUCAGUUUCUGAACUUCUCACCUAAAGAAGCCCCCGGGGACCACCUGCACUUACCACCCACCCCACCCAGCAGUCAUGGCAGUGACUCGGAGGGCAGCCUGAGCCCCAACCCACGCCUGCACCCAUUUGGCCUGCCUCAGACCCACAGCCCAGCCAGAACUGCGCCCCGGGCUCCCUCCACCCUCUCCAGUUCCCCCCUCCUCACAGCUCCUCACAAACUGCAGGGAUCAGGCCCACUGGUCUUGACUGAGGAGGAGAAGAGGACUCUGAUAGCUGAGGGUUAUCCCAUCCCUACCAAAUUGCCCCUAACAAAAUCAGAGGAGAAGGCCCUGAAGAAAAUCCGGAGGAAAAUCAAAAAUAAGAUUUCUGCCCAGGAAAGUAGGAGAAAGAAGAAAGAGUACAUGGACAGCUUGGAGAAAAAAGUAGAGUCUUGCUCAACUGAGAACUCAGAACUUCGGAAGAAGGUCGAGGUUCUGGAGAACACCAAUAGAACUCUCCUUCAGCAACUGCAGAAGCUCCAGACUUUGGUGAUGGGCAAGGUUUCUCGUACCUGCAAGUUAGCUGGCACGCAGACGGGCACCUGCCUCAUGGUCGUCGUGCUGUGCUUUGCCGUGGCAUUCGGCAGCUUCUUUCAGGGCUGCAGCCCCUAUUCUUCUGCCACCAAGGCGGCCGUGCCCAGCCAGCACUCCAUGCCGGAGCCGUACACAGCCUCCGUCGUGAGAUCCAGGAACCUGCUGAUCUAUGAGGAGCACUCUUCCCCCGAGGAGCCAUCCAGCCCAACCACGGCUGCGGAGCUUGGGCACUGGGAUAGAGGCUCUUCCCUUCUCCGCGUGUCAGCGCUGGAGUCCGGGCCGGAUGUGGAUCUUUCCCAUUUCAUUAUCUCGAAUGAGACCAGCCUGGAGAAGUCAGUGCUUUUGGAGCUGCAACAGCACCUGGUCAGUGCCAAACUGGAGGGGAACGAAACACUCAAAGUUGUAGAACUCGACAGAAGAGUGAACACCACCUUCUAAGGAGGCUCUCCUUCAGCCCCCUCCCCCACUUCCCUUCAUCUACUUUUACACCUUCAAAUCACCUUUGUCAUAAGCUUUUCCUCUUUGCCACUGGAUCUUGACGAAGACAUGGACGAGCAUUAGUGGCUUCAGAUGGGAGGCCAGCCUGGGAUUUCCCCUGCAGUGAGAGAGCACCUUCCCCCCAGUAUGCGCCCCUCUGUGCAGAAGGGACCCCACAUCCCUCCCUCCCUCACUCUUACUGCCAUAGGAUAUUAUUUUAGGGGUGGGGUGGGACAAGCAGGCUUGUUUCCACCAGUAGUGCCAAAAAAAUACUGCCUGAUUCACACCUGUGAGGUGUGACGCCCCCCCUCUUUGAAGAAGAAAUGACUCAUUCAAUCAAGACCCCAGAUGCUAGCCACAAAAAAAUGCCACAAUGCCUGUUGGGAUUCGGCAAAGCACUGACUCAUGUCCUCCCUUGCUCACAGCGGGGUCUCCGGUGGGAACUCUGCCCCUCAGAGCCCUCGCUGGAUUGUUGGGCCCUGACGGGCGAGGGCUCCCCUCAUCAUUCUCAGGCCGCAAGUGCAAUGCCUGAAGGGAUCAGGCGUCUCUACUCCAGGCAAAUCUGCCCCAUCUCAUUGCUUGUAGGACCUCCCAUCACCCGGUCCCCACACACCCGUAGUUCUGCCUCCCAGCUUCUCCUCCCCGUGUGUAAAUAGUAUUUAUUAGCUUGCCGAGUAUUCUUGCUAGACAGCCACACUGAAGAGAUUCCAGGCCUCCCCUCAAGCGAGCAAGGUCUCUUCCUGGCGUUUGGAAUGAGGAGGGCAGCCUAGGCUCUGGGAUCCCCAAUCUUUCCAGACAAUAUUUCAUUUCCUUUUCCUCUUUCUUUUUUUAUUGGAGACUUAUAAAAUAAUUACUAUUGAGAAAUCCCGUGGGGCACAUGUCUGCCUCUAGGAUGAGCUCAGAGGGAAAGCAAGAGCGAUGCCUUGCUUGGGCCUGUGGCUCUGUGGACAAACGCUUUCUCUAUUCUGUUUGCAGGACAGAGAAGGGACGCCCUGUCCCUGACGACAGGCAUCUCAGAAAGCCUUGCUGGCUUGUCCUUCCACACCUGCCUGGCCCCUCCUCCCUCUGCACUUCCCCUAUGUCCUCCACCUCAACGGGGGCUGGAGUAGGUGACGUUUGUGUAUCCAGAUUCUUACCUUUUAUCGUCUUGUUUGGCUACCUUGCAGCUCACCCAAAGAGAUACAACCUAACUCCCAACCUACUUCUAUUUCUUUUUUUUUAAUGAUUAAAAGUAACUUUUGUAGUUUAAAACAACCUUUCCUCUUUCAUACAAAGAAGAAAUGAAAUUUCUUUUUUAUUAAAUAAUGUAGAUGACCCCCUUCCUUAAAUAUUUUUUCCUAGCUUGUAAAAGAUUUUGUGUAGGAAAUUUGCUUACGUUUUGUAUUUUAUUUUUAGUAGCAGCUGAAAUGCCCCUAGCAUUAGCUUUUUCCUCUCUCUCUCUCUCCUUUCCCCUCUCCCUCUCUCUCAUAUCAUCCACAUUGUCAUUGGAAUCUGUACUUGCAGGGACGAAGCCCACACCCGGUCAUUCCAUAGCAGAUACAGGAAUUGGUGUCAUUCCCUUUGUCACCCUGCUUCAUGAGUGGCUCCCUGCUUGUGUACCUAGCUGCAUUAGGGCUCACUGUGAUUCCUUGCUCUCCUGAGAUGGAGAGGGUUCCAGACUGGGAGUUCAUCUUCUUGUCCUGUGUGAGAGCUGAAUCCGGACCUCCACGGUGCUGGUAGCCCUGUUGUCUGGGUGGAUCUCAGUAUCCCUUACCUUGGCCAGGGCAGGCAAAGACCUGGCUAUGAGGAGAAGUGUUUGCUAUCAGGGUCUGCUGUUUCUCUCUGCUCCGCUCAGCUCUAGAUCCUCCUGGGCCCAGCUGGUGUCUGCUAACCAUGGCCACUGUUGACCCUCUCUUUUCAAAUGUCAUGUCAUUAUCAGGCAGCUUGUGGGGCCCGGAAAGGUUUCGUAUUUAAGGGCAGAAGUGAGGGACUGGGCCAGCCCACGCAGCUGCUGCAACUGAAGCAGAUUGAGUUAAGGCUUCUGGAUUACCCAGAGUAGAAAACCUGAUCUUCUGAAUGAGGAGGGCAAAGGAAGAGGAAACUUCUCGCCCUUGUCCUUAGUGCUUUCAGGAUUUUCUUUUCUCCCCCACUCUACUCACCCUUGCUUGGCAUCACUGUUUGCAGACCUCUGAGCAGCAGGGUUCUGAGAAACUGUCCUUCCAGAACAGAAUCUGUAUCUGGAGACAUAAGACAUUAGCCAGGGAGCUCAAAUGGCCCUUAAAGGGAAUUCCAAGAACCAGCAUGGCUGUUCUUUGAGAAAAACCUCUUCCCUCCACUCCUUGCUUAAGUGAGUAAAGGGUACUAACGGUCGUCCUUUAGGAGAACAAAAUGGAACCCGCACAGUCCCAUUCCAUGGGACUCUGGAGUCUAACUCACAUAAAGAGCGUGUUAUAUAAAAAUGAGGUCAAGAGGACACAGAAGGGUCGGAUAACACCAGAUCGGUUCCAAAUAAUCAACUGAUGCGUGCACAAUUUCUGUUCAGAGUUAAGCUCAGAAUAUUUGGUUUCUCCACUGAGCAGCCCCAUAAACUAGUCAUUAAUUCAUGUCAGCUCCGAAGAUUUCAAAUGGUGCACACAUUAGUGACUGAAUUUGUGUUUUGAGAAAUUUUAUGACACUGUGAGAGCAACCAUGACCCAUAAAGAAUAAAUCUGUUAAUUAUAUUUUUCAUUCAUGUAAACAAGGUUUCCUCUCCCCUUUCUUUGAUUACACAAGAAAAGGGUAUGUCUUGCAAAGUUCAGAGAACAACUGAUUUUUCACUGGAUGAGACCUUUGUAACCCAGACACACACUCCCCACCCCCAGCUAUGUUCUUUUCACAGCUCUUGACUUUGCACUUAAAAAGGGAUAUUGUAAAUGAAAGGCCUCAGUGCCAAUUUUAAGAAAGCAUUUCUGUGAAGUGUUAGGACUCUGGAGUCUAACUCACAUAAAGAGAGUGUUAUAUAAAAAUCUGACAGGGAACUAGGUUGCUCCUCUAUGGCAGGGGGUGGGGAUGAGAUUUGACACCAAUAUAGGCAAAAUUAGAUAACCUUUGGUUAGUAUAAAUGAUUGGUAGACCCAAUUUCUAGUUUGUGAAAGCAGGUUUUAGAUCAGCAUAUUUACAAACCAACCGUAAGUAUCAUGUUUUUUAUUUUUCUUCCUAAAUCUCUCAGUCCAGCGUGGAUGCCAAAAGGUAGCUGUGAAUCUUGUGUGUCCAUAAAGUGGGAGUAUUGAAUUGAUUCUUCUUUAUUCUGGCAGUGAUUCAGUGUCUGACAUUUUUGUCAUAAGUGUUUUAUUAACAUUAUUUUUCAGCAUUGCGUAGUCCCUCCCAGCAAAAGCAGAAAGGCAGAUUCGGAGGCCUCUCUAGGACAGCUCCUCUGAACACACAUGUCAUAUGAGAAGUGAAUUUGAGUAUAUCCCAGAAAGGGAGAAAUCCCACCACCAGUCAAGGACUGGAUCAUCCUUGCUGGUCUUGCUAACACAGGGACACUAGAGACGGAAGAGAAGUCUUUCCACCUCCCCCUUGACCUGACAUGAGUCACUAAUUUGGCUCUGUUGAGACCAGUCAUUGAGAAACCUCAGUUAAAAACACCAGCACUGGGGCACUGGGCUGGCAGGACCUGUGAGGCCACAGUGCCCUACUGGGAGUCAUUUUAUUUAGUCCCAGUGGCAGGGCAGUUACAGGAGAGGGUAGGGGUGCCUUAGAAUGGGACUGUGAGGGUUCCAGAGAGAGGUUUUAGAUUUUUCAUUCAUUCAUUCAAUCCACCUAGUAUUUUUCAGUAAUAAGGAGUAAUAACCCUGAGGCUUCAGGGGACAUUAAGUAAUUGGAGAGAGAGAGGGAACUUGAUCGACAAUAGUUGUUCAAAAGACCAAAGCGCUAGUUAAGCAUGCUCUCUCCCUCUCUCUGUCGCACAAACACACAUUCCUCCCUUGUCUUAGAUACUCAUUUGUGCCUUAAAUGUGCCUUAUAUAUGAAUCCAGGAUGACUGAGGGAUCCCUGGGAGAUUUUACAUAUAGCCUUAGAUUAUUAGAUUGAAAUGGAUGUGGUGGGCGGAAAGGAAGAGAUUUUUUCAAAGCCUCAAAAAUGGUUUUCUACAAGUGAGCCACUAUCAGAUUUGCUAAUCAGGAAAAAAGAAAUAGGGCCAUGUCCAUUAGGAAAAUCCCAUUUUGUAGGGGUGCAAUCCCAUCAAAAAAUGGCCAGCUAGGAUUAAAGGUAUUAUAAAUGCUCAUAACAGAACAUUUUCUCAGUGCAAGAAACCUGGCCCAUUUGAGGAUUACUGUUCCAUGCCUCUGUGGCCAAAGGGUCAGCACUUAACACAGGGAAAAAAACUAGGUGGUGGUUUGUUUUGUUAUUUCGGGCAACAUAAAAUUCAGUAAUGCUUUUCUGUGUUGUGGUUUUUAGAAACAAGGGAAAUGGUAUUUCCUGAGCACUUACUAAGGUGUUGGGUGCUAUGCUACAUUUAAAGUUUUUUCAAUUUUAGAGAUAUAGAAAACCAGGGAGACAGCUUAUGAUGAGACGGAUAAAGAUCUAAGUUAUGUAGGAAGUACACCCAUUCAGCAAGGGGUUGAGCAGACUCCUCUGUGAACACGCUGUAAACUUUUCAAGUUCUCCGGGCAGGAAUCGCAGCAUCUGCCCCCUGCGUUGGUGCCGCUGUGCAGUGUUCAUUUCUUCCCCUCAUCAUGGGGUUAUCCACCGUAUGGACCUCUCUAGUGUUUUUGAUCCAAUCUUCUUGAGUUCCAGCUAGCACACUUUACAUCUGGGAGAAGGGAAACGAGGGGUUUUAGCUCUGUUUCACUGUUCCCAUCCUUUGUUCACCAGCUGGGUGAGAAUAUGAACUUUUUGUACCAUGGACCCACGGCUUACACGACAUAGAAAAUCUCCCUUUUAGAUCAAAUGCUAUUUGAGUCUAUAAAAAAUGCCAGCACUCUGACAAACCCUAAAUGAUCCUUUGUAAACAAUGCUGAGCAGACCCUGGGCUAUAAUCAACAGUGAGUUUUAAGUCAAUGCUGACAGCUGGGCUUUCCUCUCUUUAGUAACAGGUUGUAUACACCAGCAGUGUGUAAAUCUAAAUACAUUGGGAGUCGAUUGUCCUCUUGCAUUGUUUUUUUUAAUGGCUUUUAUUCUUUAUCAUAGCUAAGUAAAUAUCAAAAAAAAAAAGGAAAAAAUGCUUUGUAGGAUACGUGUACUUAGAUUGAAAAAAAGAAUUGAAAUUGUUAUGCUUUUGUAUUUCCAUUUCUUGCAAAUAAAUAUUUUUCUUAAAUA